AUGGUGCCCAAGCCCACGCCCUACCACCUGAAGCUCUUCAUGUCAAACAAGUACACCUACGCGCAGGUGCUGCGGGUGCUGGACGGCCACAUCGUGGCGUCGGCGUCCACGCACGAGCGAUCCACUCGCGCGGCGCUGGAGGGACAGCCCAAGGCGGACAAGGCCGCCAGCGCGCUCGUGGGGAGGCUGAUCGCCGAAAGGGCGCGGGCGCUGGGGAUCGCCGCCGUGCACUUCAAGCUGGCGGAGGGCAAGAAGUACCACGGGAAGAUCAAGGAGCUGGUGGAGGCGAUGAAGGCGAAUGGUGUGGGGCUGUGCUGA
Molecule: messenger RNA, 318 nt
Organism: Ostreobium quekettii
Lineage: Eukaryota; Viridiplantae; Chlorophyta; Ulvophyceae; Bryopsidales; Ostreobiaceae
Source: the annotation of a GenBank genome assembly